UGUGUCACCCCAGACUGCUGACAUACUACUUCCGGUUGCAAGCGGAAGUGAAGUCUGUGUACAUGGAGGUGACCCAACGGCAUAUUUAGCGGAUAAUUCUGUUAAAUUUGGGCGUCUGGAACAGAGUUGGGUUUUAAUAGAGGGCUCUUAACUUCAUUGGCGCGAUGGGAGCUCAUCUUGUGAGGCGGUAUGUCACCGAAACCGACACCGAACCGGACCCUGCUAGGAAAUUUGAAUUCGACCCCGUUUUGGGGUUUCCUGAAAGAAAGGAAAGAGAGAUGGUUGCGACCCAGGAGCACAUGAACUUGGCCCACCUGCCCCUGGAGCAGAGGGACUAUUGCGCUCACCACCUCCUGAAACUCAUGAAAUGUAAGCGGGACAACUGGCCGAACUUCCUGGCUUGUAAGCACGAGAGGCACGACUGGGACUACUGCGAACACCAGGACUACGUGAUGCGAAUGAAGGAGUACGAGAGGGAGAGGAGGCUCCAGCUGAGGAAGAAGAGAAUCGAAGCCAACGCAGAAGCUGCAUAAUCUACGCCAACUUUGCUUCCUUGUGUAUAUAGAUAUACUGGCAGUUUCUCCCAUUAAAACAAUAUUCUCAAACGUC
Molecule: messenger RNA, 609 nt
Organism: Oryzias latipes (Japanese medaka)
Lineage: Eukaryota; Metazoa; Chordata; Actinopteri; Beloniformes; Adrianichthyidae
Gene: ndufb7
Product: NADH:ubiquinone oxidoreductase subunit B7
Cellular component (GO): mitochondrion; respiratory chain complex I
Source: RefSeq, a predicted model, not a curated record